Molecule: messenger RNA, 1485 nt
Organism: Adineta steineri
Lineage: Eukaryota; Metazoa; Rotifera; Eurotatoria; Adinetida; Adinetidae
Source: the annotation of a GenBank genome assembly
AUGGCUCUUCGCUGUACUUUUCAACAAAGUUUAAUUCAUUUACGGAAUAAUAAGGCACAAUGUAUUCGUUCAUUGGCAACGAAUACACCACAAAAACAAGGAACAACAGGUGCUCAACAACAACAACAACAACAGCAACAACAACAACGAACAGCUCCUGCUAGUAGUACAACUUCAUCAAAUAAAACAAAAUCUAUCAAAGGCGCUGGUCGUGAUGCUGUCUUAAUUGAUGGUGUUCGAACACCAUUUUUACAAAGUUUUACUUCUUAUAAAGAUUUAAUGGGUUACCAUUUAGCUCGACAUGCUCUUCUUGGUCUUAUGAAACGAACAAAUGUUGAUAAAUCUGUACCAGAAUAUUGUAUUAUGGGUACAGUAAUUCAAGAACUUAAUACAUCAAAUAUUGCUCGAGAAGCUUUACUUAGUGCUGGAUUUCCGGAUAAUAUUCCUGCACAUACAGUUACAAUGGCAUGUAUAUCAUCGAAUGCUGCUAUUACUUCAGCUGUAAAUAAUAUUGCUAAUGGUAUAAAUGAUGUUGUUAUUGCUGGUGGUGUUGAUUUUAUGUCUGAUGUUCCAAUACGUUAUCCACGUCCAAUGAGAAAAUUAAUGUUGAGUUUAAAUCGAGCAAAAUCAGGACCACAACGUCUUGGAAUAAUAACUAAAAUGUUAUCAUUUAAAAACUUCACACCUGAACCACCAAGUAUUUCUGAAUUUUCAACUGGCGAAGUCAUGGGUCAAUCAGCUGAUCGUUUAGCUGCUGCGUUUAAUGUAUCACGUCGUGAUCAAGAUGAAUAUGCUCAACGUUCACAUAAAUUAGCUCAUGAAGCAACAGAAAAAGGAUAUCUCGAUGAUGUAGUACCCAUUCAUAUUCCAGGUGCACAGGAUAUUGUUUCUCGUGAUAAUGGUGUUCGUGUGUCAACUAUGGAACAAUUGAGUAAAUUAAAACCAGCUUUUAUUAAACCACAUGGAAGUGUCACUGCAGCAAAUUCAUCUUAUCUUACUGAUGGUGCAUCUGCAUCAUUAAUUACAUCGGUUGAUAAAGCUAAAGAACUUGGAUUAAAACCUAAAGCUUAUCUUCGACGAUAUGUAUUCACAUCUCAAGAUCCAAAGGAUCAACUUUUACUUGGACCUACAUAUGCAACUGCUAAAUUACUUGAUCAAUGUGGUUUAACAUUAAAUGAUAUUGAUGUAUUUGAAUUUCAUGAAGCUUUUGCAGGUCAAAUUUUAGCAAAUUUAAAUGCACUUAAUUCGGAUUACUUUUCUAAAAAAUAUCUUAAUCGUUCAUCAAAAGUCGGUGAAAUUCCUCUUGAUAAAUUCAAUCUUUGGGGAGGAUCAUUAAGUAUUGGUCAUCCAUUUGGUGCAACCGGCGUUCGACUUGUCACUACUGCUGCUAAUCGAUUGAUUAAAGAAAAUAAACGUUUAGCUUUAAUAGCUGCUUGUGCUGCUGGUGGUCAAGGUCAUGCAAUGUUAGUUGAACGUUAUCAAUAA